AUAUCAAAAGAAGCUUUCGGGUAGAACCUUCUUAAACCCUAAUCCCCAAUCAACUCGAAUUCCCGGGUUUGAGUUCCCACGAAAUUAUGAAAUUGAAUUGAAAGAAACUGUAAUCUGUGUACCGCGAUCACAGUCCGAAGGUCAAGGUUGUGUAUCGUGGAUAAAUUGGUCAGAGACUAAGAGGGCGAGCUCAAUGUCCGCUAGAAAACAAGGUGAAACGCCGGCCGACGAAGGUGGAUCUGGCACGAAGCCACCGCGCAUCAAAAUCUCAAAAUCCUCCGACGCAGGCGAUGCCAAGAAUGUUAGCAAGAGGCUUAAAGACAUGGAAAUUUGUGUCCCAAUAGUCUGUGGAACCAUCGCAUUUUAUCUGGGCAGGAAGGCCAGCGAGUCACAGUCACAUAAAUGGACAGUCUAUGUGCGUGGUGCUACUAAUGAGGAUCUCGGGGUGGUGAUAAAGAAAGUUGUGUUUCAGUUACAUCCCAGCUUUAAUAACCCAACAAGAGUGGUUGAAUCGCCACCUUUUGAGUUAUCAGAAUGUGGUUGGGGAGAGUUUGAGAUUGCCGUCACACUUUUCUUUCACAGCGACGUUUGUGAUAAACAAUUAGACCUAUUUCACCAUUUGAAGUUGUACCCUGAAGACGAAUCUGGUCCACAAACAACAAAGAAACCUGUUGUGGUGGAAUCUUACAACGAAAUUGUGUUUCCAGAUCCAUCUGAAAUUUUUUUCGCUCGUGUUCAGAAUCAUCCAGCUGUUGUUGUGCCUCGCCUUCCUGCUGGUUUCAAUCUACCUAAUCCUGCACCAAUUGAGAAUAUGGCAGAAAGGGAGAGAGGGGACACCAAGGAUCAUCCCCUUAGUCAAUGGUUCCUGAAUUUCUCAGAGGCAGACGAGCUGUUAAAACUUGCAGCUGCUCGCCAACAAGUGCAAGCUCAUAUUGUCAAGUUGAGAAGACAACUCAGUGUGAUGGAUGGACUGCCUCAGUUUUCAAAACCAACCGCUGGUUAUGAAUUUACGUAAUAAGCUGGAGGCUGAUGGAGUUUAUCCAUGUAGUUAGGUUUACCUGCCAGUUCUCAUGGUUCAGGUCCAUGUAAACAAUGCUGUAUCGAGUUUUUCUUUAAUAUCCAUGCAAUUAAGGUGAUAUUUUUAUGAUUAAAGUAGGAUCUGUCGCUCUUAGUAAUAUUGUUAUCUAACUUAUGCUCCUGCGAUACUUUGUAACCAUCCAUUUUUUAUUUAAUCCCCUCACAUCUGCAUUGAUGAAAAUGAAUAUGCAGGGGAAGGAAGAACUAGUGAUCCGUUGCAAAAUCCAACGGGCCAAGAAUUAGUGGCUAUAAAUAUUCAACCUCAAACCUUGCAUAAUUUCAGGCUCUAAAAGAAUUCUCCAAUCCUAAAAAAUUCUGCUGUUUCUCUGUUGAAAUCUUCCAAACAGUAGUUAGAUCUGAAUGCAACUUUAGCUUUGAAUUAAGACCUGGAGCCUAAUUCAUUAGAAGUAGCUUAGAGCUUUUCUCAAACUUUCCGGGAAAAUUCAAUGACCAAAUAUGUGGUCAACCUCCUCUUCUCCAUCUUCUCCUAGAACAUCAUUUGGGGUGAUGUGAAUUUUGGGCUACGUUUCUCGAACUCUAUCAUCUUGUGGUUAUGAUCCUCUCAAAGGCUAGGGACCAAGGCUAAGAAUACAAUUUUAGCAUUUUUGCUUUCUCUCCAAAACACAGGUUCAUAAAUUGUUGAGUAGGUUGAUAAAUUGUUAAAGGUACCACAGAUCCAUCUUCUACUCGCAAAUCCAAUCUUCUUUGUCUCGGCCCCAAGUCCUCAAGAUGCUUCAGAAGAGCUCCAGAAGACUGUAAUUUAUGAUCGAUCAUUGUGAACUGAAAUAAUAUAGUUGCUUGAAUCCUCAAUGUAUGUUAUGGUGUUCUUGGUUUACCAAUAUAAAUUUCAAAAUCAUGCAUAGUGGUAAGUUUAUUGGUAUUGCUAUUUUUUUUUGUAGGUGCACAAACUUGGAAUGGAAGCCAGAAUAUUUUCAUUAAUAGUUCUUUCCUUUUUAUCUGUUCUCCUUAUAGCACAAGGAGAAUAUAUAAAAUUAUGAUGUUGCACUAUUUAAGAUUUUCUUUACACCGAAGACUGGAGUAGUUGCCUUGGCUUUUAUGCUUAACAAUCUUGUUUUUGAUCUGAUAAACAUGGUCGUGAACUAUUUAUCAAAUUUUCAGGUUGCCAUGUGCUAAAAGGAAACUGUCUAUUGUUCCUCAGAAAAAAUGGCCUGCGCUGCACAGGAAAUACUGAAAAUGAUAGCUUAUCCUUCUCUUCCUUCAUCAUUUUCCUGCUGCUCGCCGAUUGUGUAGACAGCAAUGUCUAUCUAUUCUCGCAUUUAUUGCUUCGGGCUGCAUUAACAUCAUUACAUGGAAAUUAGAACAAUUUUCAAACUCAAUACCUUUAAGUUGAUGACAUCAUUGAAGCUCCCAUUUCUUCGUCCUACAAUGAAUUGAAAAGUCUGCUUUUAUGAAAUUGCUGAAUGCAGUUGGGAGCUCUACCAAUAUAUCCUGAGAAUUCUCAAUGGGGUGUGAGUGGAAAAGAAAAGAAGGUGAAUUCUGCAGUCAGUCUGUUGGGUCAGCAGAGUGGCGGCUUAUAUCAUAGCCGACGAGAUUGCUUUUGGCCUUGGAUAAAUGAGUGGUGCUCAUUUAUAAAAGACAAAUUAUUUUGAAUAGCACUCUCUAUUAUCGUGAACUUGCGUAUUUCCAGUGUUUGGAUUGCCACAUGGGUGGUCUUUUGAUGCAGAGACAUUCAAGAGAAACUGACUGGGAAGAUUAUAUAUCCUUUCAUUUCCCAACAUUAUUUACUAUUAACAUAUAUAGAUGUUUUAUUUUACAUUCAGGUAACAGGUAGGAGCGUGAUGGAUUUUGAAUGGCUUAAAUGUGCCAACAUCAAUUUUUGGAUGGUGGGUAGCCUAGCUUUGAGCUGAGCUUUCGAAGACAAAUUUCUGUAAUUUAAAGAUGGCUGGAGCAUAAUCACUGUCUUUACUCAAUAUGUGUCCUUUCAUCUCUUGGCAUUGUUUACUAUUAACAUUUAUAGAUGUUUCAUUUCACAUUCGGGUGUAGGCAACAAACAGUCUAAGAGAGCGACGGAUUUUGAAUUGCUAAAAUGUGGCAAUACUCUACAGGGGGACUAAUUUGUGGAUGGUGGGUGGCCUAGCUUUGAGCUGAGAUGAGCUGAGCUUUCAUAGACAAACUUCUGUAAUCCAAGGGGACAGACCAGUAAGCAGAGACUUAAAAAUGAAAGAACAAAGUUUCGUCUCUAUGGUCCACUACCGAAAAUAGGGCAACUAAAGUCAAAUCCAUCCUACUUCGUGCCCGAAAGUAGAACCGUAUGUCCUGGACUUGGACCACUCCGUAACUGAGUUGGAAAACAAUUCUCUACUUGCGUGGAUUUUUCUGUUGAUACACAGCCUCAGGAUUUGGAUUGAAUAUAGGUGGUCCAAUCAUAUUCAUCUUUAAGUCUGGUUUCAUUUUCCCCCAAAAUAUAUAAGACAAAAUCUCAAGUUUGGUCUUUCAAUCUUGUGGUGGCUUGUGUAGCCUAGAUAUUAGGAAGUCGUGAAAAUGUUGUUUUCUGCCAUAAAUAUUACUGGGAAACUGACAUUUACGGGCUC
Cucurbita maxima (winter squash) is the source of this 3629-nucleotide messenger RNA. Its product is annotated as transcription initiation factor TFIID subunit 14b-like. Gene Ontology annotation, biological process: regulation of DNA-templated transcription. The record is from RefSeq and is a predicted model, not a curated record. NCBI's taxonomy places the organism in Eukaryota, Viridiplantae, Streptophyta, Magnoliopsida, Cucurbitales, Cucurbitaceae. The transcript has 6 exons. The coding region runs from base 194 to 1015 and encodes 273 amino acids.